Messenger RNA from Zootoca vivipara (common lizard), 4516 nucleotides. The record is from RefSeq and is a predicted model, not a curated record. Lineage: Eukaryota; Metazoa; Chordata; Lepidosauria; Squamata; Lacertidae.
UGCUGCCGCCGCCCGACUACUGGCCUUCUCGCUGGCCUGCUUCUGUCCCUCCCGGCUGCCUCUUCCCUUCUGCCCCUGGGGUCCUGCUGCUGCUCCUGCCACCGCCCCACACCUGGGAUGCCCCGCUGGCUCUUCCUCCCGCGGGUGGAGCGCAUGGCGCUGGCAGAACACCCCCCCCCCGCGCGCGCGCGCGCGCCAGGCCGCUUCACAAACGGAGGGUUGCCGGUGGCGCCCGGCCCCGAGGGCUAGCUCGGCUGGGCCGGGCUAAGGCCUGAUCCGAGCAGGAGGCAGCGGCGCUUCCGAAGGCCGGCUGCCGGGAACCGAGGGGCCGGGAGGGCCGGGCUGGGUUCGGCGCUGCUCACGGGCUCGGGUUUCCCGUAAUGGGCACCCGGUUGGCCACUGUGAGAACGGGGCGCUGUGGGGCCCCCUUUGGCCUGAUCCAGCGAGACUGUUCUCGGGUUCAAGGGUAGGAAAGGUGCACGUGCCAAAAUUCAUCCUCUCAAACCACUUUAUUUUAAAUGGCUUUUAUCGCGGGUCGGCGGAGUGUGGGUGUGUUGAGGAUAUGGACAUAUUGCCGGGGUGCAACUAGAGAGCAAUGAUAGCAAGCGGAGCGGGGCAGAUUGCCGCAGCUGUUGACUCUCAUGCUUCUGCCCGCCGCCUUCCCGAGGCCUGUUGCUGAGCUUCAGUAGUUUGCCCCUCAACUGACAGAGGAGACGCUGGGUGGGUGACAGUGCCCUGGAGGGAACAGUGGCAGCAUCAGUACUGCUAGGUUUACUAUGUUGCCGACUGGCAAAACCCCACCACCAUCUUCUGCGUGUCUUACAGCGUGGCUACAGUUGUGAAGUUGCUGUUUACUCUGUGUUAUCCCAUGUGUUCCAGAUCCUAACCUUGGUUCCAAAAACAGGUCAUCCCUUCAAUUGCUGUGCCUCAAACUAAGUCCUGUAUAUUAGGUUCAGGGCACUAGCCCAUCUAAUCCAGCAUCCUGUUCUCAAAGUGGCCAACUGGUUGCUUAUGGGAAGCCUGCACAACCAGAGUGCAGCAGUAUUCUCCCCAUAUGCAACUGUCUCCAGCAGUGGUGGCAGAAUAACAGCCAUUGUGGCUGGUGGCCAUUGAUAGGCUUCUCCUCCUCCAAAAGGGGAAACGCAGAAUGAGGGCAUCUGUACUGUAAUCCAGCAUUACCAGUUGCCACCAGGCAUUGCCCACUCUGGCCUGUACAUCCUCCUGAUGCCUUCAGGCACCCAUUGUGGUGACCUCCACAUGUGGGACUCCCAGCUCCAGCCAGUAUGGCCAAUGGUCAGGAACGAUGGGAGUUGUAACCCAACAUACCCCUGCCUUUGAAAAUCAGAACCACUGGAAUAGGGGGAUCCUGCCACAAACCAGAGUCUUGGUUGCUAGUAUUCUGAUGUGGCAUUUGUGUUAUUCACAUCACCUUAGAAUUUGACUCCAUCCACCCCACACCCAGCUGGUGAUAACCUGUCUUCAUCCUCCUCUCUUUAGCUCCCUUCGUGGAAUUGGAGCCCAUCCCAGCCUGGCCUUAAUUUCCUUACAGUUCACACUUGGAGUAUUGGUCAGACUUGAUAAAGAGGGUGAUGGUAUCUACGCUGGUCUAGAAAUAAAAAUAUGACUAGCAGGAGGCAAGAGAGAGGCUUAUCAAAUCAUGUAGCAAGAAAGGUGUUUCUUCAUCUCCCAAGUUCUUCUCUCAGAACUUGAGAGAGCCAUAUGAGACAUGAUAGCGAAAAGGAACUUUCUGCUUCAGAGGCAGUAUACUUUUGAAUAGCAGGUACUAGUGAUGAACAAUGAUGAGUGCCUGUUGCUUUCCUUUUUUCCUUUCUAAAAUUUAUUAAAAAUGCAUAAAAUGGAUACAUACAAAUGCAAUAAAACAGAGAAUACAGUGCAAAGCAAAACAUAGUGUAACAACAGCAGUUCCAAAGCAGCUCAAAAAACCAGCCACAAUGUGUUGAUUAAAACCUGAGGAAAUAAAAUAGGUUUUUAACUACCUGCCUAUAUUAUAUGAAGCUGGUGCCAGGCAAAUGUUAUUUUACAUGGUCUUAAAACAUUGGCAGGCCAUAUAGGUUCUCCACAACAGGUUUGUGAGGCUGGUGGGAGAGCUUUACUUUCUUUUUCCUUAUGUAUAAAAAAGAUACCAGGUUUCAUCAAAGGUAUUUUCCUUUAUAACCCCAUUUGCAACUCUUCUAAGCCCAGUUAGUUGUCCUGAACUAGCUGCAUCCCAAAUCACUGAACCACAUCUCAAGGGGUAGCUGUUGCCUUCCUGGCUGGCUGGGUUUCCUGUAUCCAUAGAUGUAUUGGCAUCAUGGAAGAGGUGGACAAGAUCCUCAUACAUUCCCUUCGCUUCUCUGGGACGGAUAUCCCAGAGGAAGUGCAGAGCAUCCGGGAGUUUACCACCGAGUUGAUAGUUGAAUCUGUUGUGCGAUGUCUUCGUGUCAUCAGUCCUUCUGUGGGGUCCAGCCUCUGCCACAUCCUGCCUCCAGGGAUGUCGGCUCGCUUCCGAAUUGGCAUGAGCCUAGCGCAAGCUUGCCAGGACCUGGGAUAUCAAGGGGAAGUUGGCUAUCAGACCUUCUUGUACAGCAAUGAGCCCGAAAUCCGACGCCUCCUGCUCUUCCUGGUAGAGAAGCUCCCACGCGACGCCUCGGAGGAUGCCACCCAGCCUGUGGGCAAAUCAACGACACUUCACAGAGCCAUUGCUGCUGCCAUCAAGGAGCAACUGGCUGUCCCCUGGGUACCCCCUGCCUGCCGUACCCCCCGCUUGCAGCUCUUACAGGGUUCUUGCCUACUGAAGCGAUUCCAAGCUCAACCCUUGGUCCUGCCUCGAGAGUCGGACCCCUUUUGGGGGAAGGUGCCCCCAGAAAGGAAAGAGUUCUUUGUCAAGUUCCUGCCCCCCGUCUCAGCCCAGCUGUCCCAACCUGCAUCCUUGCUGCCAUCCCUGUUGGAGCUGAAUACGGCUGAGCUGAGCACAGCCCAAGACUGGGAGAACGAGUGGAGGAGCCAAGGCCUUGGAUCACGGAUGACUCCGGAGGAAUACCGCCAAUGGAAGCGUCAGCGGCUGCAGCGGCGCCUCCUGGACCAGUUCCGGCAGGCAUCUCCUCGUGCUGGGCCUGCCCACCAAGGAACAGCCCAUGACCUGAUUCAGCUCCUGGGUGCUUUUGGUGCUGGCCAUGAGAAUGCUGGGGCUCUGGCUAAGGGCUCUCGCUUCACCCACACUCAGCACUUGGCCUAUAAGCAGGAGGCAGAAUCGCCAGUGCAAGUGGAAACAUUGCCAAUGUCCCGGACAUCAGAACAGGACUUAAGGGAACAUCAGGCAACAGAACUGGAAGCUUUGGAAGGUGAACUGGGCCAUCUCAUGGAGCAGAUUGAGGCGCUUGAAGGCCAGAUAGCCACACUGGGAUUGACUCUCACACAGGUGGAAGGGGAGGUGCGGCAGCGGCAGCUGGGAGUGGCAGAGCGGGACCAGGUGCUGCGGGUGAAGAGGUGUGCUGUGCAGCUUCUUCCCGAUGCAGAGAACAACAUGGCUAAGCUGCAGGUGGUGGUGGAGAGCAGUGCACAGCGGGUCAUCCAGCUGGCUGCCCAGUGGGAGAAGCACCGGGUGCCUCUGAUCCAGGAGUUCCGGGAGCUCAAGGCCCUCCAGGACUCCAAGGAGCUGGAAUCAUCACAGCGCCUGUCCGAGAUCAGGGAGCUGCAUGAACGGAUCCGAUCUGCCGCAGAUGAAGCGAAGCGCAAGGAUGAUCUCUACAAACAGCUGCUUAUGGAGCUGGAAUCCCUUCCCAGGGAUGUCUCUCGCUCUGCCUAUACCCAACGCAUCCUAGAAAUUGUUGGCAAUAUUCGUAAGCAGAAGGAGGAGAUCACAAAGAUCUUGUCAGAUACCAAGGAGCUCCAGAAGGAGAUCAAUGGCCUCACUGGGAAGGUAGACCGGACCUUUGCUGUCACUGAUGAGCUGGUUUUUAAGGAUGCCAAACGCGACGAGGCUGUGAGGAAGGCAUAUAAAUAUUUGGCAGCACUGCACGAGAACUGCGGUCAACUGAUUCAGACUAUUGAGGACACGGGUACCAUCCUGCGGGAGAUCCGGGACUUAGAGGAGCAGAUUGAGAGUGAAACAAGCAAGAAAACCCUGAGCAAUUUGGAGAGGAUUCUGAGUGACUACCGGGCCAUGAAGCAGGAGAACGCAGCACUGCUUAGCCGUACCCGAGAGACGUGAAGCCCCCUUCCCCUGGUGGGGUACCUGACCUCUUUUUAAAUCAAGACUUUGCUGUGGCUCCAUCAAGGGGCCCAGGGAGUAUAAGCAGGGCUCAUCCUUCCAGGCUCUGCCUGCGUUGCAAGUUGCCUAAAACCAAGCCAAAGUGCAGCACAUUUUGAGGCGGAGGGUGGGAUUGGUCCCUAGUGCCAUUUUUCUGACAUAGAUUGUAUAUUGGAGAAGUAGAUGUGGGGAGUAAUUGUUUCCUCCAUUUAUUAUAUCCAAGCAAACCUAUCGUCUUCUCAAAAACCAAUAAAAUCUCUCUCUUUU